UUAAUUAUUUGCAAGCAGGAAAAGUUAUAAAAUUUAUAAUUUUCUUUUAAGAAAUGAGUGAAAUCAGACCAGCAGACCCUCAAGCGCCCGUAACCCGUAAAGGAUUUCUCAUAUCUAUAAAAACAGGUGACCCGACGGAAAUAAAGGAAAGAGAUGUGCACGGACGUUGUCGAGCAGUGACAGAAUUUGAAAAAUUGAAUCGCAUUGGUGAAGGCACAUAUGGCAUCGUUUAUCGCGCCAGAGACACACGUUCCAAUGAAAUAGUGGCUUUAAAAAAGGUGCGUAUGGAUCAGGAAAAAGACGGUUUACCUGUAAGUGGUUUAAGAGAAAUCACCAUUUUGAAGACAUGUAAACAUGAAAAUAUUGUCAAUUUAGUCGAUGUGGUGGUAGGCAAGAGUUUGGAAAGUAUUUUCUUAGUUAUGGAAUAUUGUGAACAAGAUUUAGCUUCUCUCUUGGAUAAUAUGUCUCAGCCAUUCUCAGAAUCGGAAGUAAAAUGCAUAAUUUUACAGGUUUUGCAAGGUCUUAAAUAUAUGCAUUCCCGUUACAUUAUACAUCGCGACUUGAAGGUAUCGAAUUUAUUAAUGACAGACAAGGGAUGUGUUAAAAUAGCUGAUUUUGGUUUGGCACGCUUAUUUGGCUUGCCAUCAGGUCCUAUGACUCCUCAGGUCGUUACAUUAUGGUAUCGUUCGCCAGAACUUUUAUUAGGCUCAACCACACAAACAACAGCCGUUGACAUGUGGGCGGUUGGUUGUAUAUUGGGUGAACUGCUCUCACAUAAACCUUUGCUACCCGGCAAUACCGAAAUAGCUCAACUUGAGCUGAUCAUCGACUUGUUGGGUACUCCCUCAGAAGCCAUUUGGCCAGAUUUAGCCAAAAUGCCGGCUUUACAAAAUUUCAGUUUAAAACAGCACCCUUACAACAAUUUAAAAGUGAAAUUCCAGUAUCUAUCGGCGGCAGGUUUGAGAUUGCUUAAUUUUAUGUUCAUGUAUGAUCCCAAGAAAAGAGCCACAGCUGAGGAGUGUUUACAUAGCAGUUAUUUCAAGGAACCACCAUUGCCAUGCGAUCCUAAAUUGAUGCCCACAUUUCCACAACAUCGUAACAUGCAGGGUAGCCAUAAUAAAUUGGCAGUUGGCAGUCAUCUUCAUAGUCAAUCUGUGCCUGAAUUACCCGCUAUAUCUGAUUUAUUAGGUAGUUUAUUGAAAAAAAGAAGAGCUGAAUAAAAAUAAUAAAAUAAGAAAUUAAUGAAA
Calliphora vicina (urban bluebottle blowfly) is the source of this 1247-nucleotide messenger RNA. RefSeq names its product cyclin-dependent kinase 10 (gene Cdc10). Gene Ontology annotation, molecular function: cyclin-dependent protein serine/threonine kinase activity; ATP binding. Gene Ontology annotation, biological process: protein phosphorylation; regulation of mitotic cell cycle. NCBI's taxonomy places the organism in Eukaryota, Metazoa, Arthropoda, Insecta, Diptera, Calliphoridae. Gene Ontology annotation, cellular component: nucleus. The record is from RefSeq and is a predicted model, not a curated record. Bases 54 to 1220 code for a protein of 388 amino acids. The transcript is spliced from 6 exons.